UCGUUCGCUUUACGAAUGAUAUAAAAGUCAGGCUCUGCCUAGUUUCGGGCACAGUCUCGUUCGAGUAAUCGUCUCUCGCACACACUAUCGGUGUGCGCACGUGUAAAUCGAAACCACUAAACCAAAUCAAGCAAGAUGACCGGUCGCGGUAAGGGAGGAAAGGGUCUGGGAAAAGGAGGCGCCAAGCGCCACAGGAAGGUGCUCCGUGACAACAUCCAGGGUAUCACCAAGCCCGCCAUCCGUCGUCUCGCUCGCAGAGGUGGCGUGAAACGUAUCUCCGGUCUGAUCUACGAGGAGACGCGUGGUGUGCUGAAGGUGUUCCUCGAGAACGUGAUCCGUGACGCCGUCACUUACACGGAGCACGCCAAGAGGAAGACCGUCACCGCCAUGGACGUCGUCUACGCUCUGAAGCGUCAAGGUCGCACCCUGUACGUUGUUUUACGUUUACGUACAAUGGCCCGUACCAAGCAGACCGCUCGUAAGUCGACCGGUGGUAAAGCCCCGAGGAAGCAGCUGGCCACCAAGGCCGCUCGCAAGAGUGCGCCCGCCACCGGUGGCGUCAAGAAACCCCAUCGCUACAGGCCCGGUACCGUGGCCCUCCGUGAGAUUCGUCGUUACCAGAAGAGCACUGAGCUCUUGAUCCGCAAGUUGCCGUUCCAGCGUCUCGUGCGUGAAAUCGCUCAGGAUUUCAAGACCGAUCUGCGUUUCCAGAGCUCCGCCGUCAUGGCGCUCCAGGAGGCCAGCGAGGCUUACCUGGUGGGCCUCUUCGAGGACACCAACCUGUGCGCGAUUCACGCCAAGCGCAUGACCGGUCGCGGUAAGGGAGGAAAGGGUCUGGGAAAAGGAGGCGCCAAGCGCCACAGGAAGGUGCUCCGUGACAACAUCCAGGGUAUCACCAAGCCCGCCAUCCGUCGUCUCGCUCGCAGAGGUGGCGUGAAACGUAUCUCCGGUCUGAUCUACGAGGAGACGCGUGGUGUGCUGAAGGUGUUCCUCGAGAACGUGAUCCGUGACGCCGUCACUUACACGGAGCACGCCAAGAGGAAGACCGUCACCGCCAUGGACGUCGUCUACGCUCUGAAGCGUCAAGGUCGCACCCUGUACGGUUUCGGUGGUUAAACCAACCGCUGCUGCUGAAUCGUCGUCGUGUGGCGCAUCAUCAUCGCCGCGCUGCUUGUUGUUGGCGCAACUACGACGCUACGAGGAUGAUCGCAAAACGAUCACAAAUACACAAAAGGCCCUUUUCAGGGCCGCACAAAUUUCGUUAAUUAUAAUGACUGUUUCUAUCGAAGACUUUAC
Messenger RNA from Ostrinia nubilalis (European corn borer), 1296 nucleotides. RefSeq lists its product as uncharacterized. Gene Ontology annotation, biological process: nucleosome assembly. The transcript is spliced from 3 exons. Gene Ontology annotation, molecular function: protein heterodimerization activity; structural constituent of chromatin; DNA binding. NCBI's taxonomy places the organism in Eukaryota, Metazoa, Arthropoda, Insecta, Lepidoptera, Crambidae. Bases 136 to 1116 code for a protein of 326 amino acids. Gene Ontology annotation, cellular component: nucleosome. The record is from RefSeq and is a predicted model, not a curated record.